Molecule: messenger RNA, 771 nt
Organism: Lithohypha guttulata
Lineage: Eukaryota; Fungi; Ascomycota; Eurotiomycetes; Chaetothyriales; Trichomeriaceae
Gene: RIP1
Product: Cytochrome b-c1 complex subunit Rieske, mitochondrial
Exons: 3
Coding region: 1-771 (256 amino acids)
Biological process (GO): mitochondrial electron transport, ubiquinol to cytochrome c
Cellular component (GO): membrane
Molecular function (GO): 2 iron, 2 sulfur cluster binding; quinol-cytochrome-c reductase activity
Source: RefSeq, a predicted model, not a curated record
AUGCCUCCCGUCUCACAAGCGGCCGUCUCAGCUGCGCGACAAUGGACGAAACACAGUCUGUCUACCUCGUCCAAUGUCUCCCGCAUCACAGCAAGCUCUCUCCUCACCUCUACACCCGAGUCGCAGAAAAGAUUAGCUACACAACAAACCAGCACUGCUAGCGCACAAGGAGGUGCCAGCUUUGACUCUCCUUUCAGAGGCCAGAAAUCCGCAACAGACUUCAACAAGGUCCCAAGUUUCAAGGCAUACAUGAGCAGGGGCAGUGAGCCCUCGACAAGAGUCUUUCAGUAUUUCAUGGUCGGUUCGAUGGGUCUAUUGGCUGCUGCUGGCGCAAAGGCUACUGUACAAGACUUCCUGGUCAACAUGUCCGCAUCCGCUGACGUCCUCGCCAUGGCCAAGGUCGAGGUCGAUCUUUCAGCUAUUCCAGAAGGAAAGAACGUCAUUAUUAAGUGGCGAGGCAAGCCAGUCUUCAUCCGACACAGAACAGAAGGAGAAAUCAAAGAGGCGGAAUCGGUCAAAGUCGAAUCCCUUCGAGAUCCCCAACAAGAUUCCGAGCGAGUCAAGAAGCCAGAAUGGCUCAUCAUGUUGGGCGUCUGCACUCAUCUUGGUUGUGUCCCAAUUGGUGAAGCAGGCGAUUAUGGUGGUUGGUUCUGCCCAUGCCACGGUUCGCACUACGAUAUUUCUGGCCGUGUACGUAGGGGUCCUGCUCCUCUGAAUCUGGAAGUACCAGAAUACGAGUUUCCUGAGGAUGGUAAGUUGGUUAUUGGUUAG